This is a messenger RNA of Lutzomyia longipalpis, 15213 nucleotides long. RefSeq names its product protein still life, isoform SIF type 1-like. The transcript is spliced from 20 exons. Gene Ontology annotation, molecular function: guanyl-nucleotide exchange factor activity; protein binding. Bases 5815 to 11433 code for a protein of 1872 amino acids. Gene Ontology annotation, cellular component: membrane; synapse. Gene Ontology annotation, biological process: positive regulation of axonogenesis; small GTPase-mediated signal transduction; activation of GTPase activity. NCBI's taxonomy places the organism in Eukaryota, Metazoa, Arthropoda, Insecta, Diptera, Psychodidae. The record is from RefSeq and is a predicted model, not a curated record.
AAGAAAUGUUCUCACAGGCAAUGUGUAUCUAAACAUUUUCACUCUCUCAUCUCAUCUUGCUCACUUUUUCUUCAUCAACCCCCAAAUGCCAUAUAUGUACUGUACACUCGCCCCCUCCUCUCUCCUUCCUCUACCUUUUUGCUAUAUUGGAAUAUAUCCUUGGCCAUAAGAGAGAUAUUUAGAUUCAGCAGUUGAUUCCCAGCCGAUGAUGGCGAUGAUGAUGGAGUGGUGAGACGAAGGGGGUGUGGAAUGUGUGAGCAACAGCAGCAUAAUCAAAUUAUGUUCAAUACACAUCAGAUUGCGCUACCAAUCUCCCCGUUAUUUGAUUAUUUUCUCAUUUUUCGAGCGGCAACAUCUCCAUUUCCCGUGCGCGGCGAGAAAGCUCCCACAAGAGAGCUUGAGAGAGGGAGAGAGAGAGAGAGAGUAAAAGCUCAGUGAAUUGGGGAUGCUGGGGGUGUGUCUGUAUGUGUGUAUGUGCGAGAUGAUUGCCAUGGAUGGUGGAUGGUAUGAAACUGGAGCGGUAGCCUAGCAACAGACCCUAUUCGAUCGAUCCUGGAGUUGCAGUACUACUGAAGAAUGCCACCCAUUUUCCAUCGCCCUAUUAUCGUUUGAAUUUUCCACUCUUGGUGGGUCCCAGUAAAAUAUUUCUGGAAGCAAACUCACCAAUAUGGAGGAGCUGUUGUAUAUGAUGGCACGGAGGCGUCCUUAUGCGUCAUACACGGGAUUCAUCGGAAAUCGCGUGGUGGAAAUGGUGGGUUUUGUAAAGCUCCUUCCACCCAUUUUUGUUUUCCACCACACCCCCACCCACCACCACCUCACCCCGCUUGGCCCCAUUUGCAGUCACAGAGGCGCCUCGACAGUGUUAUUAUUCCCAGAGAAGCACCCCCUUAUGCCAUCGGAUACAUCUCCUCCCAGGCCUUUAUCGUCUUGUCGAGCCCUGGCCUUUGUGUGUGUGUAUGUAUGUGUGUUUUGCUGCAACAAACUGCAUCGUUUCAGGAAUUCCUCCAUGUCAUUCUUCUCUCCAUUUUACCACCCCAUACCCCAUCACCAUUAUCGCCUCGUGCCACCCCCUCAACCUUUUUUCCAACCCUCUGCAGCACGACGAAAAAUAUCUCAAGUAUCCACUCCAAUUCUGUCACACAAUUUUCUUUCCACACCAACCUCCCCCAUUCCAUGUUACAGCACCCCCUUUUUUUACAAGAUGUCGGCUCCGUCUUUAUUGUAUUUUCAUUUCAUUUUAAUCCCGCACCCAUUCACCUUGCGAAUUAUUCCCAUCUGUGCCAAGAGGACCGCAUUGUCUAUGCGACGGCUCAUGGGAUCCUUUUCACCUUCCAAAGUGGUGCCGCUUUCAAUAUAUACCCGCAAAAAGUACUCAAGCCCAACCCCAACCACCUACGCGUCUCAUUCAAACCAAAGUGAUUCAGUCGAUUGGCCAGUAAACCCUCACUAGAAUUUUUUCCUCUCCUUUUUUUUUAAAUUCCCACCCCCAUAUAUAUUUAUACGAGAUUACCCGGAAGAUAGAUUGAAGUCUGAACACUGAAGAAUUGGUCACGUCUUCGAUUUUCGUGACUGUGGUACGGGUACUACACACAGCCACCAUAAUGAAUCCAAUAUGUGGCGGGUCUUAUCAAAAAUCAAUGACACCGAGCUUAAUGUUUGAAUAAGAAUCACUUAAUUUUCUUUUCGUAUACCAGCUUACCCGCAGGCUUCUCAAACUUUUCAUAUAUGUAGAGUCAAGUGGAGAGCUUUUGGAGCUUCCACACUGCUUACACUAAGCAUCAGAAAAACUUUCUUUAUGAUUCCUAAAUUUCCCACAUUAGGUCUAAUCGAUUUUCUAAUUAUACUUGAUAAAAAAAGGAAUUAUAAAAUAAUUUUAGUUAUGAUUUAAAUUCAAAUACUUUUAUCUAUAAAUUAAUAAAAAAAAUCAGUAAAAUAAAAUUUUAAAAAAUAGAUCCGAAGCUAUCUUCUGCUUUUAAUUGUUCCUACGGUCAUUAACGUUUUAAGGAUAACCAACUAAUGUUUAAGUAAAAAUUGUUAGGUUUUCAAAAGAGCUAACAAUAUGCAUUGAUAAAAGCUUUUAAAUUUAACUCCUCUGGCAGUGUUACUAUGUAAUAAAAUCAUUGGAUCAAAUUUGAAUUUUUAAUGAUUUGUUUUUACAUUAAAAAGAAAAAAAGCUUUAUAAAUGCUAAAUAAGCUGUUUUUAAAAUUUACUGUGGUGGGGGUAGUUUUCCAAGCAUGAAACACAAAAUUUCUCAUGUUAGUUGCUGCUACCUAAUCUUAUGAAACUUCACUGAAAAAUUAAUGCCUUAUUGAUUAAUUGUUUUUUUUUUAAAUCUUGUGUUGGAAAUCAAAAUGUAUCAAAUGUUUUUUAAAAUAAUUUUCUUACCAUAUGUAGUUAAAAGCUUUAGAAUUUGCACAUCCAGCAUUUUAUGAAAAAAUAUAUUUAAAAAAUAUCCCAACAGUAUAAGCCUAACUAAAAGAAAUUAAUUUUAUUUCUAAAGUUCAGGUAAUAAAUUUUCUACUAAAAUAUAUUAAAUUUCCACUCGUGCUUUUCUUAAUAUGAGUAGCAGAAAAUGAAAGGUUUCUUUCAUAUGCAAAAUAUCCAUAUAAUAGGGUUGUAAAUUGAAGAUAUUUUAUAGUGGGAGUGAAUACAAUGAAAAAUUGAACAAAGUUGCUGCUUUUGUGGGGAAAAUCAGAAUCGCUACACUUUUAGAACUUCCGACUUUACAAAAACCCUCUGACGAUGGUGAGGGGAAGCAAUAAAAUUCAACUCAAUAAAAUUAAAUAUUACGUGCUGAUCUCUGCCGUAUUGAAUGGAAAGAUAAUGCGUGAGUCAAUUGGACGAUGUGCUCUGUGGUGUGUCAGGGCUCUUUUCGGGAAGACGACAAAAUCCAUUUAUGUGGACAUAAAAAAUAAUAUGCAUCAUUGGAGGCGAAUGUUACCCUCAAAUUAAUAACGUAUCUUUUAUAGGUCUCUCAAUAAUCACAAAAUACGAGAGUUAAUAUGGUAUACCAAAAGUAUUUUACAGCUUUUCUUGCUUUUUCUUUUAUUUCCCAAAAGCCACGAUAAUUUGCUGAGUAUUUAAAAAAUUAUAUGUUUUUCACAAGUGGUGAAGCUUUAUUUUUCCUCACUCAAUAUAAAAGUUUUGUGUUAAUGUUCUUCAAAUUAAAGAGUAUCGAUAAUAAUUAUUUUUUUCCUGUAAGUUUGUGGGGGGAAAGUGUACGAAGGAAACUCCUGCUUUCAAUUAUCUAAAUGAGCAAAAUGUUUUUCCAGCAGCAGUGGGGCUCGGGAGUUUGCGAGGGCAAAUGUGCUGAAAUACUCGGAAUUUUCCACAAAAGCACCACGUCUGCAGAAAACUUUCGGUGAGGUCGAGGAAUUAAAUCAAACGGUAGAGAAAUCCAGUUUUGGACUCUGUGUGGGCGCGGAGGGGGGUGUGGAGUUUUCAUCGUUUCCCACCAAAAAAAUUUUCCUCACCAUUUCACUUUGGGUGGUGGCGGAGUGACUCAAUUGGGAAGGAUGAAAGCUUUUGGAAAAUUGAGGUGCGAAAGGGUCGACGGAAGUCAACAUGAGCUGGGGCGGGAAGGGAAUGAAAGGGGAUGGUAAUUUGUCAUCGCUACACCUUUAAAAUAUAACACAGCAAAAUGGCAAGCUAUCUGUCGUGUUGGAUCCCCCCUCAUUCAACAAUGGUAUAUUACAUUAUCCAUAAACCCAUGAAAUUGCGAAUGGGAUCACAGACUCGAGGACGUGCAUAGUUGAGAAAAUUGAGAUUAAUCGUAUGCGGGAAAUUUUGUAUCUGUUCAUCGCUGUGCAUCGGGAGCUUUUAAGCUCUGACGCGCGAAAAACCGACGGGGCGGGGUAGCUUUUCCGUUUAACCCGGAUGUUCUAACAAAUGUCACAGCUAUAGCUAUUGACUGCGGGAAAUUGGGGGUAAUGGUUACUCUCUCGGUCUCUAUAAACCAAAUACGAAUUUACAAAUGCAUAGAAAGGAAACUCAAUUAUUUCUUAAAUUAUUUUGAAAAAAAAAUUAUUCCUAAUUAUAGAACAAAUUCAGCAUUUCUAUAAAUUUUUAAACCAAGUAUUUAAAGAAAUUUAAAAAAAAACCAAAGUUUUUACGUUUCUUUCCGAAAAAAAAGCUAAAUGAUAAAUUAGAAAAGUACAAAGAAAUAGCAAACUCAGCAAAACUAUCGAAAGAAUCUCGUCUGCGGCAAAAGCUCUUGGUCUAACAUGCGCUUUCGUUCGCCCCGCAGCAUUUUAGGGUCGCCUGGGUGGGUGCGAGAGGAUGGAAAAUUGCUGUUUGGGGCGCAUAUGAGAUUUUCGUAUCAUGCGCUCUAGGGGAAAAGCUCACUGGGAAUAUGAGAGACACUUCUCUUUGUGAGCAUGAAAUCGGUCAGAGAGAGAGAGAGGAAAAAGCUGGGCGUCGCGACGACACUCAGAAAUACUUUGGGAAUCAGUUGAAAACUACACGUCGAACCGUUCGACUGGGCAAACACUUUUUAGCCCCCCGUGUGUGUCUCGCGAGAGAGCUUUUCAGUUGUGUGACCCAACACUUGGACUUUGGUACACCAUCCUCUUGCCAAAACUAUUAUUCAAACUCCUCCUGGCCAGUUACUUCAAAAAUUCCUCCAAAAGUAGACAAAACUCAAAUUGCACCCUCCGCAAUCCGGGCUGCUCUGCCAGGGGGCGAGUUUUCCGAUCUUUUUCGAAAGUGUGUCUGAGUGUGUGUGAGUGUGCGGAAAAGCUCUCUUCUGCCAGUUUGAAUUUUUCUUGGACAACUUCAGCGGGCGGGGGCUCGAAAAGUGCGCCCCAAAAGUGUUGAAAAUGCCAUUAUAGACCACAGAAGGAAUAAAUCCUUUUUUAUGUGCUAAACAACGGAUGGAAAAUUGCAUUUGUCUACACUGAAGAAGAAAAAAUUGGGCCGUGUCCACAUUACCUAUAUUACGCAGAGGAAAAAAAAAUAAAGUGUGUUCGUGAGGGAUAUUUGCGCAAUAAUAUUGAUGAUAACUUUUAUGUAACAUUAAGCGGUCAUCACCGCUCAAAGAUAUAAAGUUGUGGUGCUGUUAACAUAUAAAAAAAAGAAAUUUAAGAAGAAAAAAUUUAAUCUUCCCCAUUUGGAAACGCCUGAACAUUUGCAAAGAAGACCAUUCGGUAUCCGAAGACCGGAGUGUGUGCCUAGGCUGUGAAAAAGUGACGUAGAUAGGACUCGUGGAGGUGUUCGAGGACCAUUGGAUAUCAAGAUACAUCAUUGACAUAUGAAAUUCUCAUACAUCUUCGGUUGUUUCUCCUUCUGUGCGUUUGCGUGGAUUUUGGUUUUCGUUAUAAUCGUCCUCAUCGUCAUACUAUCCUCCCUCAUCUACGGCAACAAUCCGUAGUUUGUGUGUGCUCCGUGGAUGUGCUCGGGGGAACCCAACUCUAUGCGCUCCUCUCCUACAGGGUGGGGUUGUGCGAUGUGAUAAAAAUAUUGAUUGCUUGUAACACUGUGCAGACACACUGUGCGGUUAUCAGGUUGAAAUUUAAUGUAAUUACAACCGUGAGGGUUGUUUGCUCACAACUGAGGCCUGGAAAAGCAGUGUUGGUGUUGUCGCGCGGUGCAAAGAUGCUAGCGGUCGAGUGACACAGAUGUUAAUGGUUUUGAUGUCAUGUCCAUGAGUGGCUCGUUGCUGCCCCCCUGUAGUUGCUGUGUGUUGAGGCCAGUGGCCAGUAUCAUCUACCCCAAGUCGCUGCCGUCCACUCAUUCUGGCCACCGUACAACAGACAUCCGAGCCGGAGAGCAGCAGUGCCACCGACAAGAACGCCCUGCUCCUCCACUGUUGCUGUAUGAUAGUGGAGAUAACCCCGGCAUGCCCACGGAAACAGCGUGCUGACGACGACAAAGUCACAAACAAUAACCGCCAGGCAAUAUGCAUUUGCAAUGCCCAGUGGAAACUUCAGGAAGAGGCCCUGGCUAGGGGACAGGCACUCAAGAGGCACGGUUCCCUCGAUCAGCUACUCCAGACAGCAGAUACCAAACCACCAGAAGCUGCAGAUAUGGAACAACGUCGUAGGCCAGUUCCUACCGAGGAGAAACAACUUAAAUGGGCGCCUCAGAAAACCAUUGCUACUGUGGAUAAUAUGAACCUCCAGAAGUACUACCAACAAAUGAACGGUGACUACGAUACACCACGUCAACCACCACCACCCGUCAAAAAGGAAGCACCACCAGAAAAAGUUCGCCAAUUCUAUAAAUCAAGCUCUGGACAGCAUAUCCGUGGUAUUUUCGUUGAUCCUAAAACAAAGGAUAGCCCGCUGCAGGAACCAGAUGGACCUGUAUGGUUUGACAGGUCUCAACGUCAACGACACUCUUCACGAUCAGUGGGAGAUGCCGAGGUGGCUAGGGAAACUGAACCUCACCACCAGAGGCACUCUUCGGGUCCCAGUGAUCUUUCAAUACUUAAAGAGGAUAUUGCAAAGCUACUUGUGAAGCUCCCGCUUGCCAAAUCAGCUCCCAAAACGAACAUCUUUGAGCAGACACAGAGAAGAAGUGUAGAUGGGAGAACGACUACGAUUAAGGCUGAAGUGCACCAAAAGGAUGAUCAAGCGGGAUUCUACAAGAAACCCCUGCAGAGACAAUCAUCGGGACCAAGUGACAUCUCCGUCCUGCGAAAUGAUCUGCUUGAGUGGCUCGCAAAGCAGCAGCAAACGUCCAAACAGCAAGGUCCUGUACCGGCGGGAAGAAAAAUUCAGAAAGCCAGCAGUCAACCUGUACCACAGCCACGCAAGAGACACUCUGUGGGUCCAGGUGAGAGUGAGAUAGAAUGGAUUAAGCAUCCCAUUCCAACUGAGCGUUCAUCCAGUAAACAUCACAUUCCCCCUGAAGUCUCUUCACGAAAGCACCGUAGACUUCAGCAUUCAUCAAGCGAGGUAGUUUCUUCACAUCACGGUAGCAAACGCGAUCCUUCCCUUGAUCAUGGUAGAGAUCGUAGACAUGGACACCACUCCCGUGCAGAUGGAAGUAGGAGUCGACGAAAUCAGACACAGCGAUCAGCUACGCUCACCGAUAUGACCGAGGCAAGUCGUCACAAAGAAUAUCCAUCGGCUAAAGCAGAUCGUACACCUGAAGCUGUUCCCCGCUGCACUGAUCCCAAUUGUCCACUGCUACCCAUCUGCAAUGAUCCAGAAUGCUGCUACAUUGCUAGCUGCUACGACCGUAUGCGAUACUCGACGCACGUACCGCGCUGCCGUUGCAAGAAGUGUGCUCCAAAGUGUGCAGAGUAUCGUUGCUACUCUCUACCGCGUUGCAUCGAUUCUAAGUGCUCAGCUGCACUGGCUAAUAUUACAAAAUGCAAUUCACUGCCACGGUGUGCCGAAGCACACCAGACUGUCUCCUUCCAAGGAUCCUCAAUGUCACGCGGAGAUUCCCGUGCUUCACUUCCGCGUGCCACUAAACCAUCGCGCAGCGCUUCUCGCUCCAAUGGCAAACUUAUCAAAUCCGUCUCAGCUGCAUCCCUAAAUUCUCGUCGACGACGUCAUAAAACAGUUCACUUUGGGGAGAACCUCCUGCGCGAGGUGUGCCAGAAUAGGCGUCUCAUUAAACCACUUCAGCAGCAGGAUACACCAUCGGGAUCGGCACCCAUGAAACCCAACAUUCAGCUACUUUUUAAUUUUAUCGAAGGUGUCCUCAGUGCAUGGGUUGACGAUGAUGAUGAUCAUCUAAAGUCGGGUGCUGACUCUGAACCCGAACGUGGUGCACUACUUAAACCUCUGCACAGAUGCAAUAGGGCUCGUUUUCAGACUAUUAGGCGUGUUGUGUCGGAGGCAGCUGCUCUCAAAGGAACGCUCAAACUUGGAAAUUCCCGCUAUCGACAUAGGCACUGGCGUGGAACGGCCAAAGACUGCAAUGAACGAUUCCUUAGAAAGAUUUCCGAUGAUGAUCGUAUGAGUCUCACAACUGCUGUCUCAGAUGAGGAUGAUGGUGAAAGUGUAAUGGCAUCGCCGUACAAAGCAAAGGCCACGGGGACUGCAGCAGCAUCUUUCAACUGUACGGGAGCUGUAAGGAAGGCUGGAUUCCUUUCUGUGAAGAAAUGGUUAUUACGAAAGAAGCAUCAGAUUGAAUUGGCAAGGAAGCGAGGAUGGAAGGGCUACUGGGUGUGCCUGAAGGGAACAACACUACUCUUCUAUCCAUGCGAUUCGCGCGAAGGAAGGUCCGUCGAGGCAGCUCCGAAGCAUCUAAUUAUUGUCGAUGGAGCCAUCAUGCAACCCAUUCCGGAACAUCCAAAGCGAGACUAUAUCUUCUGCUUGAGUACUGCAUUUGGGGAUGCUUACUUAUUUCAAGCUCCGUGUCAGGUUGAGUUGGAGAAUUGGGUCAAUAGUAUUCAUAGUGCGUGUGCAGCUGCAUUUGCAAGGCAUCGUGGGAAGACGGGUACCCUCCAUUUGCUCCAAGAGGAAAUAUUCCGCCUCGAGAAAGCAAUUGAAUCGGAUCACAAAUUGAAGCACAUGGCUGAGCUGCAGCAGAGUGUAGUUACGGAUCAAGACACACGCCAUCAAAUUCAAACGCAGAUACUGCAGUGGGAGGAGAAUUUGGAGCGCCUGCAUUGUGAACAAUUCCGCCUGAGGUGCUACAUGGCCUCCCUGCAGAGUGGUGAGCUUCCGAAUCCAAAGUCUCUCCUAACUCACGUGUCACGACCAACGAAGAACACCCUCAAUAAGUUGGGUGUCUUUACGGUAUCAUCUUUCCAUGCAUUCAUCUGUGCUCGUUCCCCAUCGCUUCUCAACAAUCUCUUAGCCGGACGAGGUGCCACAAAGCGUCGAGCUCCACUUCUUUCGCGCUCAAACAGCAGCUCCAGUCGACGUUCAAUGCAGAUGGGCUCACGCGAUGACCCGGACAAAACAUACAAAAUCUCAUUGCCGGACAACAACUACACAACAGUCCAUCUGAGGGAUGCCAUGUCCGUGGAGGAAUUCCUCGCUAGUGCGUGUGCAAGGAAGAACCUCAAUCCCAUGGAGCACUUUAUACGGGUCAAAAAGAGACGAGAUAUGGAGGAUCAUAACUACUUUGUGCCUCAUAGAAACGACCUAAUUGACACUUAUCUCCACACACACGAAGUGGUGGAAGUUUGUGCGAAAAUUUUGUAUCAAGUUGAACUACAGCGGACAACAUUGGAGCAAAUGUGGGGCUUCUCGGUGGAAGCGGAACUCAUUGAGAAUGCCGAUCGACAGGAUGAGCUUUGCUGCUACGUGAGUCGCGUUGAGGAAAAGAGCGUGGCAAUGCAAAAUGGGUUAAUAAAGGGUGACGAGAUAAUGGUUAUCAAUGGUGCCAUCGUAUCGGACUUGGACAUGAUGUACCUCGAGAGUGUGCUGCAGGAGGAGCAAGCUUUGUGCAUGAUGAUGAGAUCCUCUAGGACAGAACCACCAGAUUUGGCGGGGAUAAUGCGCGUUACCGACGACAUGAUUGACUCCCUCGUUUGCCCGCCACCACCAUCAGAUCCGCCCAUCAUGAGCGAAGAGAUGAUUUCCGGACUGAUUGUUCCAGCUCCUGGCUGGAAACCAGAAUAUGCGACGUCGUCAGGGAUGGAUUCACAGGCAGGCGGGCAAAAGCAGGGACGGAAUAAUAGCUUCGAGAUAGAGAAUCUGCUUAAAACGGCCGAACAAAUUACGGGCUUCUGUCGUUCACCCCAGGAGACGAGAAAAUCGAGUCCGACGGGAUCAGUUUCCUCUUCCAUUGCUGGGUUGGCGCCAUCGCGACAGCUGAGCGAUGCGGAAAAAUUGAGAAAAGUGAUACUAGAACUAGUCGAUACGGAAAAGACUUAUGUUAAGCAUUUAAAUAAUUUACUCGAAUACUAUUUGGAGCCGCUGAAGCGUGAAACAUUCCUCUCAAAUGCCGAAAUUGCUGCACUUUUUGGGAAUAUUCAGGAGAUUGUUGCAUUUCAGCGUCAAUUUUUGCAAAAUCUGGAGGAAGCCCUGGAGCUGGAGCCAGAUUUUCAUAAAUUCGAUCAACCUUGUCAGUUUAAGAAUGUUCUCUUUUCAAUUGGUUCAGCUUUCCUGUAUUACGUUAAUCAUUUCAAAUUAUACUCAUCAUUCUGUGCGAGUCACAGCAAAGCUCAAAAAGUGCUGCAUCCCAAUGAGGGAAAUCAGGCACUCCAGGAAUUCCUGGCAGCCCGGAAUCCCAAGCAGCAGCACAGCAGCACACUGGAGUCCUUCCUGAUUAAACCCAUCCAGCGAAUUCUCAAGUAUCCACUUCUGUUGCAGCAGCUGCGAAAUUUAUCUGAUCCAAAUGCAGAAGAACAUUUACAUUUAGUUGAGGCACUAAAGGGCAUGGAGAAGGUGGCUGAGCACAUAAAUGAAAUGCAACGAAUUCACGAGGAGUAUGGCGCUAUCUUUGACCACUUAUUCCGGCAACAUCAGAAAUCCUGCAAGCAGCCCAUCGACCUCAGUCCAGGUGAUCUGCUGUACUACGGCGGCGUGGAGUGGCUCAACAUAUCGGACUUCCUGGGAAAAAUCAAGAAGGGUCUCGAAUUGCAUGCCAUGUGCUUUGUAUUCAAAUCUGCUGUGGUAUUCCUGUGCAAAGAACGUCUGCGACAGAAGAAGAAACUAAUGGGUGUGUCGAGUAAGAAUACACCCAACGAGGUUGAAAUCAUCCGGUAUCAGGUUCUCAUCCCAGUUACGGAGGUUCAAGUGCGAGCCUCGUCAGCGAAAGACAUGGAUUCGCACUUCCUCUGGGAACUCAUUCAUCUCAGGUCACAACUCCAAAGACGCUCUGAAAAAGUCUACGUACUCUCGAACAGUACGGCUGACUUUAGGAACGCCUUCCUCAAAACCAUUCGUCAAAUUAUUAGGGAGAGUGUGCGUAAUAUGUCAAUACCAAUGAAGGGACUAGGAAGCCUUACAUCCGUUGCUGGGCUAUCUGGUCAUUCGGGAGGAAACUCACAAACGCUCGAGAGGCCAAAACAAACUAUCACCAUUAUUCAAGGAUCGCAGACGUUGGGAAAGAUGAAGAAAUCCAAGACAUCACAACGUCAUUCAGCAGGUAACUUGGAUUACGACAAUCUUAUGAGCAGUCAGGAUUGUGAUGACAUUCCGCAACCACAAACAACUUUUCGUAGUCGGAGUAAAACUGUGGGUGAUGCUGCUGAUCCACCUCCAGUUCCUAAGCGCACCACCAGCGAGUUAGAUCGUCACGAUCCAGGUAUAAAGAGUGAAGGCGAAGAUGACUCCCAGCAUGGUACAGUGAAGGGAAAGGCAACCCUAGGACGGACACCCAACCACCUCACACUGAGCACAACAUCGACCCUGUCUGUGGGUAGUACAGGUAGUCAGGCUCGCCUGAUCCAGUCUUCCCAUGCACCGUCAACGUAUCAGCCGGUUCUCAUGAAGGAUCUAGGGUCCCCAGUGUGGAAACCACGAGACACGGUUAGCUUAGGGGAUGCGCAGUCUUCAACACGCAAAGAUGAAACGAAAUAGACUUUAGCGAAAAAAAAUAAGAAAGAAAUUUGAAUAACAAUUUUAAGUAUAACAAAUUAUUAAAAAAAAAAAAUGAAAAUUUUGACUUUAAAUAAACAAAAAUAUAGUUUUUACUAAAAGCACAUAUAUUUACAAAUAAUUAGAAAAGUGAACAAAAAAAAACGAGAGAGAAAAAAAAAAGCAUUUAGGAACUCUUCUGACUUUGAUAAAUUUGAAACAAAAAAAAAGUAAAUUAAUAAAGUAACAUCACUGGUUGCUCGAGACCGGGGUCCAUGACUCCUUGGAAAACUGAAGGCGAAACUAUGGAAAAUUUCAAUCCUUUUUUAGUAAAUUCGCAACACUUAAAAUUUAUGCUUUAUUAGUUUUUUUUUUCAUUUAAGAACCAAAAAUGAAUUGGUAAAGCAAAGCAAAAAAAAAGCGAGCGAGAUUGGCUUUUUGUGAAGGUAAAGUGUGUGAUUUUAGUGAUUAUCAGAUUAAUUAAUUUGAACAAAAACCAUUCAAAAAAGAAGAAAAAUUCAAAAAUUAAAUAUUUUCAAGGAAAAAAUAGAAACUAAUAAAUAAGAAUUGGCUGUAAAUUUGAUUUACAUGUCAGUAUAAAACUGAAGAAAAAAUAGGAACAAUUAAGUUUUUAAACGUCAAGAAUACUUUUCACAAAUACUUAAACUCAAUUUUUAAUACCAGGUCAUCUCCAGCGUUGACCAUUUCCUCACAAAGACUCAAUUUUUCAAACCAUUUUGUAUUCAUCUUAAUCAUUAGAUUUUCUCUGCAGUCAAAUUUUUGACAAAUUGUAGAAAUAAUUUUUAUUAGCAAAAUGAAAGAAAAAAUCUAACUAUAUACUUCUCAUAGGAUAUUAGUGAAGAAUUAUAAUUUAGUGAUAUAUAAAAUAUAAUAUAAACAAAAUAACGUCAAUUGCUGUACAUUACAGCAAUUAACCUCUGCGGGAGUUCUCUAUUGAUGUAUUUUUAUUAACUUCUAAAUUUUUUUUAACAGAAACUAUUUAACUAUUUUUAAUUUUCUUUUCACAAUAAAAUCAACUUUUAUACAAUAUUUAUCAGGAAAGCUACGAAAGAGUAACUACUAGUAAAAAAAAUCUUUAAGCUCAAAAACAUUUGAAGAAAUUUUUUAAAAGUUUGAAUUCAAAAGAAAUAAAAUAUUGUUAAAAAUAGAAUUUUUAUUUUAUUAAAAGAAAAAUAAAUCGUAGAAUUUUUAAUCAGAACGUUUUAUAUAAUGGAAAGUUUGCUAACAUGUUGGUUGAAAGCAUAACGUAAUGAAUAAAAAAUUAAGCUUUCAGAGACCUUUUUUGACGUUCUUUUUAUUUUAGUUUUAUUCAAAGGCAAAGUUGAUGCAUAAAAAUUAUAAAAGAUUCUUCACAAAUCAUUUCAAAUUUUCACCUUUUUAACUGUAAAUAAACAGCUUUCUUUACUAUGUCUUUCAAAAUAUUGCCUUUAAUUUUCACAUACCAAAUUUUUUUUUCUCUCAUAAUUUAAAUUUCUUCUUAAAGGUCUGACUCUAAUUGCUAUAAAAUUGAUUAACAGCGCCCUCAUCAUUCGUAAAUGAGUGUGGUGGUGAAUUUAGAAAGCUCAGAAUUUUAUAGCUAUUUGAGGUCGAUUUUGAUCAUUUUUUCUGUUUUAGAUUUACUAAAAUUUGCUUUCAGUAACGGGUUAAAAAAGCUCAGUGUCUAACAGAUUUUAACCUUUCGAAAAAAAAGGUUAUUUUUAAUAGUUUAUUCCAAAAACUUUUUGUUUAAAAAUUGAAUUUUUUUAACAAAACAAUUGAAAAAAUAUUUUUAAUUUCACUCAAAUUAUGUUUUAAAAAAUCAACUGCAAUAUCAACUUACUUAAGCAAUUUUACCAAACAUUUUGCAAACUAAAAAUUUUAUUUUGUAAAUUGAAAUAAAAAUUCUUUUUUUAUUUGAUCGAGAUUUUGUAACACAAAUUAAAAGAUUUUUAAUCAAUCUCCACUGUAGUCUAAUUAUUAGUUGAUGAACAGUAAAAAAAGCCCUUUAGUGAUGCAUUAAAAAUAAAAUAUGUUUAUAUUAGUGAAACCACAAAAAAGUGUUAAUAAAAGAAAUCAAUUUUUGGCAGAAUUUACUUAACAUGAAAAAAAAAUGAUUGAAGAAAAAGAAACCGAAGAAUCGAAUUGGAAGCGAUAUGUCACUACAAGGAUAAUUAUUUAGGAGGAAAAAGAAGUGAAAACACAUGAAUUUCUAGAUGAAAUAAAAAUCUUUUAGAAUGAAAGUUUUUUUUAACAUUUCCGUGGCAUCAUCAGACGAAGCGCGAAGCCGAGGAAAAAUAAAAAGAAAAAAAUUGAAAACCUUGAAGAGUAUAUCGAAUGAAAAUAUAUAGGUAAAAGAAAUUAUUAAAAUAUAUAACUUUUAAAAAUGUUAAAAUAACUGAAAGGAAAUAAUAAAAAAAAAUGAAGAAACACUCACAUUAUUAUAUAGGCACAAUAGUAAUUAUUACCAUAUUGCUAUUAAAAAUAUACAAAAGGAGAAAAGAUUGAAAAAAAUAAAACAUUAUAUGUAUUGAAAUGAACGCGGCAAAAAGGCACGAAAGAUCCUAAUUUUUCCCCAAAGUGAAACUUAUGUGAAUGUUGCAAUAUUAAAAAUUAAAAAAAAAAUUAUAAUAAGUAAAUCGUAAGAAAAACCGAAAUUUUUUUCUUAUUUUUAUUCUCAAAAUAAUUUUCCGCAAAAUGCUUAUCAAAAGUUUAGUUUUUCCAAUCAUCGUCGUGAGUUGAUUUCUUCAAAGUUUGUUUUCCUUUUCCCCCCAACAACCUUCCAAAGAAAAGUUUAAGAAAAAAAAUCCAAAGCAAAACUAAAGAAUGUCAUUUAAAGAAAAAUUAUAUAAAAUCUUUAUAUUGAAGGAAAAAAAAGAAUUUACAAAAGAAAAGAAUUAUAUUUAAUAAAAGUAAAACGUAAAACAGAUUGUUCUUUUUCUAAGAUAAGCACAAGAAAACAUUUAAAUUUAUAUUUAUUAAAACAAUAAAAAAGGUUGAAAUAUAAAUUGUAUUUAAAAAGAAAAAUGAAGAAAUGAAAGUUUAUUGAAUAUUCGAGAAAAUUUUAUUCAAUCAAUACACAAUCACAAAAUAUUUUUCAUCACUUUCCGUUACAUUUCAUUAUAAUCAACUAUUUAUACCUUAUAUAAAUAUAAAAAAGUAAGAAAAUAUUGUGGUUACAGUGAUAAUUGAUCUGCUAUAACUUCCUUUCUAGCCCAAAAAUACAUACACUCCUCCUGAAUGAAAACCUUACAAGAAAAAACACUGAGAAACCUUCAAAAAUCAAUCAAAAAUACUUUUGAUUUUAUUUUGUACAAAAAAAGACUCAAUAGACUUCCAAAUUCUUCUGUAUCUAUAUUUUUUCUCAGUGUUCUUCAUCCAAAAGAAACAUCUUCCUGAAUAAAUUUUCCUAAAAAAAAACUUCCCCAAAAAUUGGCAAAGAACCUCAUCCCCUCAAUUGGAAAACCUUCUUAUAAAAAAAUAAUAUUUUAUAUUUUUUUGUUAGAAGCAUUCAAUAGAGAGAAAAAACACAAUUUUAUUGAAAUAAGUAUCGUUACAGAGAACCCUUAAAAUGAAAAAUUAAAAAAAAAUGACGAAAACGAUUGAUAUUAAAACUGAAUGGUGUGUAUUGAAAUAAAGUUAAGAACACUGAUUUAACAGAAACACAACACACACACAUUGUGAAUGAAUGUUAUAAGAAAAGGUGAAGAAAAAAAAUAUUCGUAAUAUAGGAAAUAAAAAAAAAGAAUAUUUAUAAGCACAAUAAAUAAUUCUGAAAUGAUUUUA